CCCACCCACCGUACUGAGACACACAGCUGAGGACACUGCCACUUCUACAGUCUGACAACAAGAGAUUUCGACAUGGCCUCCACCCCAGCGCUUCCGACUGGCUACCAGGGCCGGUACGUGCAGGGCUUUCAGAUGUACCUGCAGCGCUCCCAGGAGCACCAGGUGAUCCAGGCCUUCAUGGACAGGGUUCUCCCUGUGGAAUUUGCCAGAAUCGGAGAGGGGAAGAAGAUUCUUGAUGUUCUUGGUGUUGGAAGCGGAGGAGGUGAAAUGGAUGCCUAUCUGCUCUCCAUACUGCAGUCUAAACUCCCAGGAAUCCCCAUAACUGCUGAUAUAGUGGAGCCCAGCACUGAGCUGACUGACAGUUUUAAAGCUUUGGUGGCAAAGACCCCCAGCCUUCAGAAGGUGCCCUUCACCUGGCAUGUAAAGAUGUGUGCAGAGUACGAGAGCAUGGUCAAGGAAAAGAAGGAAGCCAAGAGGUUUGACUUCAUGCACAUGAUUCAGAUGCUGUACUAUGUCUCGGACUAUUCUGCUGCCAUUAAGUUCUUCCACAGCCUGCUGCGGGAGAACGGCCAGCUGCUGAUCGUCCAUGAAGCAGCUAACAGUGGCUGGGAGAAGCUGUGGAAGACCUACAGGAAGGAGCUUUGCACAAAGACCAUCUCCAGCUACCUGUCUGCAGGUGACAUCAAGGCCCUGCUGCAGGGGAUGGGUCUGCGGUUCGAGGAGCACAGCAUCCCCAACACGCUGGACAUCAGCGACUGCUUCCUGCCGGGCCACGAGGCCGGCGAGAAGCUGCUGGACUUCAUGACCGAGCAGGACCACUUCCACCAGUCUCUCACGCCGGAGGUGAGGGCCGGCAUUCUGAAGCUGCUGAAGCACAGCUGCAGCGUGGAGAGGGAGGGCCGGGUGCUGUUCGACUGCAGCCUCAGCGCCCUGCUGGUGCACGCCUGACAGAGGCAGAACCGCAUGCAGCAAUCUGUCUGCUCACCCAGACGGGAUCAGGCAGGAUCCCUGAUUUCACACUCACCCAGAUCCCUGAUUUCACACUCACCCAGACGGGAUCAGGCGGGAUCCCUGAUUUCACACUCACCCAGGCGGGAUCACGCAGGAUCCCUGAAUUCAGUCGAAUCAGCUGACUGUGACAGACACAGCCAGUGACACAUCCUAAAGCACCUUCUCCUUCUGAAACUUUAGCUCCAGUUCCAGUCGCUAAAUUACCUCAGUCCUACUUUUCCUCUUCUCUGACGGGGUACAUAAGUCUCAGCUGAUGUCCUUCUAAUGGCAUUUUAGAUGUACUGAUCUCCCCUCCUUCUCCUUCCUGCCAGAGAUUUAACAGCUCCUCUGCCUCCUGGUUUGGCAGCAGAGUCUGUCUCCUGGCAUUUGAUUUGCUGUGGGAGAUUUAAGGCCAGCAUGACAAAAGACCUCAUUUUUAUUCAUCCCAUGGACACAAACAAGGUCCUUAAAUACCUGAGAAAAAUUGGAAUUGACUUCCUCCCCCUGGUUCUUCUGUCAGGUCUGAAGCAUUGGGUCGCCCUGCGUGACCCACUCCUCUAAAUGUUUUCAGAUUUGUUUCUACAGUAACUUUAUCUUUAGUUGUAUUACUCAUAUAACAUUUACUUUGUAUUUUUCCAUCAACUAUCACGUUUGGGAUGCUUACAAGCAGAGAAAUAAUAUAAUAGUUUAAAAUCAGCCUCAUAAGAUAUUUCCAGAUUGAGAUGUACUUCAGUAUUCUCACCACCGGGGGCAGUGCAAAUGAUCAUGUAAAAGACAUUGACUAACGUUUCCGAUUCUCUUCUGCAGGUUACUCUGCCCUCUGCAUCACAGGGCACUUCACUGUGCAACAACAAGAAAAGUCCUGCCAAAAGAAAUAAAACAAUAUU
Messenger RNA from Megalops cyprinoides (Indo-Pacific tarpon), 1877 nucleotides. RefSeq names its product histamine N-methyltransferase-like. The record is from RefSeq and is a predicted model, not a curated record. The coding region runs from base 73 to 948 and encodes 291 amino acids. The transcript is spliced from 7 exons. Gene Ontology annotation, molecular function: N-methyltransferase activity. Lineage: Eukaryota; Metazoa; Chordata; Actinopteri; Elopiformes; Megalopidae.